AUGACAUGCGACGGUGGCUUUUGUCGUUGUCCAAAUGGAUUGGUUUUUGCUGGAACGCAGUGCUCGCAAUCGUGCCCUAUUGGCUAUAUAGCCAAUAAUAGAGGAGUUUGCACUCGAGGUUGCCAAGGAAAUCAGAUCGAAGUGGGCGGUGAAUGUCUCAAUCAUGCUGUUGCUGGUCAGCCUUGCCGCGUUCAAGCUCAAUGCGUUGGAGGAUCAAGUUGUCUAAGAGGUCGCUGUGCUUGCGCUCAAGGAACUAUCUUCAAUGGAAGCAUUUGCGUUUAUGGUAGGGGCUGGCUUAGCGGGUCGCCAAUUUGAAU
Messenger RNA from Cylicostephanus goldi, 317 nucleotides. The record is from the annotation of a GenBank genome assembly. Lineage: Eukaryota; Metazoa; Nematoda; Chromadorea; Rhabditida; Strongylidae.